Messenger RNA from Paramuricea clavata, 3420 nucleotides. NCBI's taxonomy places the organism in Eukaryota, Metazoa, Cnidaria, Anthozoa, Malacalcyonacea, Plexauridae. The record is from the annotation of a GenBank genome assembly.
UAGUGACCAACAGCAAAAAUCGACGAAGUCUCUUACCAAUGGAAUGUCCGUAUUUGAACCGAGGAGCUUUACUUGCGACAAUUGGAGCCCAACCUGCACCAGCGAAACAUUUUACUUUGAGAAGAAAACCAAAAUCUGCUGCUUUAAAGGCAGAAUUAUUUCAAAAAGGUAUGGUAUGGUCACAUAGCAGUGGCACAUCAGGAAAUAUUUUGUAUUUAUAGAAUAUACACAAUAGUGGACAGUAUAUUUUGAUAUUAUUCUCAAUAUUUUGCUUUUAAUUAACAUUCAGUAUUUAUUACCCCGCUUUAAAGCGCAUAUACACUUGCAAACGGAGGUUCACCUUCUCAAGGAAAACGUUCAUAUCAUGUUUAAAUCAUACCAUAAUGGCACAUUUGCCUUUUUAAGUAGGUUGGCUCUAUAACGCUGGAUUAAAGCAUUCUGUAAAUAAACUCUAUAAACUUAUUGACCAUACAUGCAGUAGUAGCGUCUGGGCUUAAUUUGGUACAUUUAACUUUAUACAUUUAAUGGGCUUGGUAGUUCUGGGCGUUCGCAUAUACGUACGUGGAUAGACUGUCUGACUGUGGGUAAUACAGUACAUUAUUUUAUAUUUUUAAUACAGUAGAUCACGAAAAGUUUAAUCUUUUCACUAUCUAUAUACAGUAUAUAGAUGACUCGUCAUCUCGAGGGAAGUUAAAGAAACUAGGUUGGAUUUCUGUAAAUUAAUUAUUGAUCUUUUCAAUAUAAAUUAUCCAAUUUUGUUGUUUCCAGCAACAGAAUCAUCAUCUGGUCUCAAACGUUCUCAUUCCAUGCUCGCUGGAUCAACUAACGCUGGGAGUUUGAAGAGAUCUGACAGCACUGGUAUGUUGGAUAUCAUUAAAUACUCAAUACUCGGGAGGUAGAUAAUGCUUUUCGCGCAAUUUGAUUGGUUACUCAGCUCUGGAUAUCCUCGCACUAUUCACCUCCAGACAAAAACAAAAUGUCUUCCCGUCUCGUUCCGAGCAAAUAUUUGUACUAAACGAAGCUGCGCUUUCGCCAAACAUAAAGUCAAGAAAGGCACAAAGUUUUGUUUAACAAUUUGUAGAGGUAUUCUUUAAAGCUGUUUCUAAUUUACAAAUGGUAUACUUUCGUCGUUUUUUGAUCAUUUUUGUUUUUUAUGGUAUAUACUAAAAACAUUAUUCACCAAAGUAGAGGCGAACGCCAGUGCGUUAAUUGCUCAAUCUAUUUGUAUAGAAUAUGUAAUUGCUCAUUUCAAACACUCAUUAAUAAUUCAUAAGCUUAUUGACAAAUCAUGUCGACCAUAAUAUGUCGCGUGCAGUGGCUUUAAACCUGAUAAAACACUCCUAAUUAGUAUUUUUAAUAUAAAGAAUAUAUACUAAUAAGACAGUAUCUAUUGUUAUUUAUUAGUCGUGUCCUCAUUAGUAUUCUUUAAAUAAAGAAUACUAAUAAAGUUAAUAAGGCAGUAUAUCUAUUGAAUUUGUAGUCGAGUUUGAAGCCGUUUAAUAAACUUGCAGGACGUGUUUUAUUAGGUCUAAAGCCACUCGCGCUGGCGCUCAUGGCUUUAAACAUAAUAAAACACUCUUGCACGUUUACAUAAUGCUAUCUGUAAGAUAAUCAAAACGCAUAUAAUUAAUAAUCAGUAAUUGAUAAAGCCUCUUCCGCAGGUUUCGUCGGCGGAAGAAUCCCAGUAACCCAGGUAGCCCAUGCAUGAAAUGCUUUUGCAUGAGGGCUAUACGUAGUUAAUAAUCAAAUGAAUUUUAAUAUGAAUUUUGUAUUCAUACUGUAAUGUUCCAGGCGUGUGACAAUCUCUUAUCACGCUAAUAUUGUUAUUAACGAUUUUUUGAAGAUCGACAGUCAAACUGUGUGAACUGCAAAUUGGUAAUAACAUUAAACGUCUGGUGCAUACGUCUGGUGCAUUAAACGUCUGGUGCAUAUAUGAAUACUGAAAACAAUUUAAUGUAGUUACGAUGAUCUGAGGCUAAAACGUGCGCGAAUAAUUAAAUGAUAAGAUUUGUAAUCAAAUCAUAUAUAGUAUUUUACUAUUUUUACGUAAUACAAUCAUCCGGAAAGUAGGUCAUUUUGAGCCUCGUUUAUUGUACGCUAUUUGAGUACGCUAUUGAGCCUCGUUUUCGUGUAUGCUAGAUUAGUUAAAUCCAAUCCUCUGAAUCAGCUUAAAAUCGUAUUUGAAAUGAUUGAUAAUGUGUUUUCAGGUAAAUCACCAGUGAAACAAAACGUACCUUUGGCUCGAGUGCACAGUAAAACAGCGCCAACCACAGGCACCUCCGCUUUACGUGGUCUCUCUGCUGCGUCACUUAAACAACAAAAUAGAACAGCAAAGGUACUGUAAUUAUCCUAGUUUAUUCUUUUUUAUUCAUUUACCGAAGUAAAAGAUCUUGGUUUCUUUCGUUUCCGCACAGACAUAUUAAUUUUUGAACGAACACUUUAAUCUGUAAAAUAAAUGGUUUGAUUUACACUAUACUAGCAAUAAGACACUGUAUGGAGCGUUAAAUAGCUGGUUAUCUCACCGACAUGUUUAUUUAUUUAUUUAUUUAUUAAACUUUGCCAAAAACACUUAACAGAACAGCAAAUAGACAUCUAGACAAUAAACAUGGACAAGAAUGGCAGGGACACCACAACAGUGUAAACCAAUUACUGUGGGCCUUAUGUUACUGCAGCUUUGGUGGAACUAACAUUUCGCAUAUCAAACGAGUUUCAGCUUUCCAUCCAGUGUAGCUAUGAGAUCAGGCGGAUUUUCCAUUUUGUGCCUGGAAGUCCGCUGCAAAUCCCAAGAAAAAAAUAUAAUCGCUGUCUAUACGCCUGGCCGACUAAUACCGUUGCUGGAAAACGUGAUAAUUCUUAGGUUACCCCUGGUAUUCAAACUUUUUGUUUUACAUAAAGAAUUUCUUUGUUUUGCAAAUUAUUUUGAGCUAUGUCAAUAUAAUUUCUUUCGCCAUUCCCACGAUGUCGAUUUCAGAAAUAAGACUAUAAACAACCAGGCAGGCUCUUUACGUCUCGCGUGUGGAGGUGCAGAACGUGGCAUUAUGCGAGGUUGAUGAACAGCAAGCAGUAUAUUAUUGCAUUGACGUGUUAUUGUAAUUUACUUUUUAAUGCCCAUGCAUUGUCUGUAAAUCAUAAACAGUGUAUUCUUUGCAUGCAGAAAAAUACCAAAUCACUUCUAUGACCAAAUCUUGAUUGACAUUAGGUUGUGCCCAGACAGCAGUAGAUCUAAUUUUUUUCUCGUUUUCUGUGAAGUUGUUAGACAUUAAUGAACAACCCAUUGGAGGAGGAGUGAGAGAGGCCAAACGUAGAAAGAAGUUGAUUACAGGUAAAACUUACUUUUCUGAUUUUUUGCAUGUCUUCAUCAAAUUCAAAACAUACGCCACGAUAUUCGCACAAUAUAUACGGAAUAAUUUACAUCUUUGU